UAAACCUACGAAAGCAACAAUGUCCUUUCUAUCAGAUUACAUACCCAGUUACAUACAGUUCUUUCUAACCACCACCUCUAUAGUUGCUUUAGCGGUCACAAGUUUAUUAUAUACAUAUCAAUGCAAAAUGAUAUACCUCGCUGGACUUCCUGAAGGAUCUCGACAAGUUGUACAGAAACCCUCUGAAUUUGGAAUGAAUUACACUGACGAGACUUUAACGACAAAAGAUGGAGUUCGUAUAAAAGCAUACAUAUGUAAAUUACCAUUAUAUGCAAGAGAUAGGCCUACUAUUUUAAUUUUUCAUGCCAAUGCUGGAAAUAUGGGACAUAGAUUAUUUAUAGCAAAAGAAUUUUACGUAAAAUUGGAGUACAACGUUGUAAUGCUCUCGUAUAGAGGAUAUGGUUUAAGUGAAGGAACUCCAACAGAAAAGGGCCUUAGGAUUGACUCUCAGGCAAUAUUAGAUUUUAUAUUAAAAGAUGAGGAUUUGAAAAAUACAAAAUUAAUAGCAUAUGGACAAUCCCUUGGAGGAGCUGUAUCGAUUGAUUUAGUAUCCAGAAAUGAAGAUAAGUUCAGCGGCAUGAUAGUAGAAAAUACGUUUCUUAGUAUUCCCAAAUUGAUACCACACGUAUUUCCACUAAUAAAAUAUUUAGCCUUUCUUUGUCAUCAAGUUUGGCCAUCUGAAAAAGCUAUACAACAAAUUGUUAAUGUCCCAGUAUUAUUUUUAUCUGGGCUUAAUGAUGAAUUAGUUCCUCCUUCACAUAUGCGUCAGUUAUACGAAUUAUCUCAAACGAGAACGAAACAUUGGAAAGGUUUUAAUGAUGGAACUCAUAAUGAAACUGUAUUUCAACCCAGUUAUUAUGAUACUAUUGAAGACUUUAUAAAAAAAGAAGUUCUUAAAGAAUAAAAAAGUAACGAGAUUAUAAAUUACAAACUCUAGGUUACAAACUUCAGAAUUAAAUUAUUACAAAUAUUAAAUUAUUAAAUCGAUGACAUACCAAGAGGUCCACCUUGUUUGGCUUUUUCUUUUAAUUCUUUUAGUUUUUUUGCUUCUUCUUGCUGUUUUUUCUUGAACUCAGCGUCAUUCUAAGUUGAAAAGAUAAACUUUAGUUAACUGAACAACUAAAUUCUAACGAGAUUUUUAUUUAAAUAAAUAAG
This is a messenger RNA of Rhizophagus irregularis DAOM 181602=DAOM 197198, 1155 nucleotides long. The record is from RefSeq and is a predicted model, not a curated record. Lineage: Eukaryota; Fungi; Glomeromycota; Glomeromycetes; Glomerales; Glomeraceae.